AUGUCGUCCUCUGCUCCCCCUGGUCCCCCGUCUGGCCCGCCCGAUGUCACUGCACUUUUUGGGCCCCUCCUCCUCGGCGCGCUCCUCAACACGCUCCUGUACGGCGUCAUGGCGGUCCAGGCGUUCAUCUACUUCAACCGCUACCAAAAAGAUCGGACGUGGUUCAAAUACCUCGUGAGCUACCUCGUCCUCGUCGAGACCGUCAAUCUUGUGUGUAUUGUGGGGCUGGUGUAUGAGCCGCUGAUUGUCCGUUACGGUCGCAUGGAGGCGCUGAUUACUUCUCCAAUCAUGCUUCGACCGGAUGCUGUUUUAACAGUGCUCAUCUCCGCACCGACACAGCUGUUCGUCGCGUGGCGCCUGCAGGUCAUCACGCACUCGUACCUGCUCUCUGGCGCCAUUGCCAUUUUAGCCGUUGUCGCAUUCGGCGGCGGCGUCGCAGUCUCCACUGUUGUUUCGCUGCACCCUGACUUUGCGAGCUUCCCCACGUUCAAGCCGGAGGUCAUUACGUGGCUUGUGUCGAGCUCCGCUUGUGAUGUUUUGCUCACGGCAUCGCUGGUGGUAUCCCUGUGGACGCGGAAGUCGAAGGUCGCGUCAACCGACAGCUAUGUCAACAAGAUUAUUCGAUGUGCGUACCGCUCUCGUCUGCGUGAUGUGUUGGCUACUUAUCGGCGCCCCCGGGCCGUUGUAGUAACUGUGCAGACGGGGCUAAUCACCGCCGCCGCCGCGUCGCUUGACAUGCUGCUCUACGUGCUGAUCCCCAACACCAGCUACAACUUCAUUCUUGACUUCCCGCUCUCGAAGCUAUAUACGAACAGUCUGCUCAGCACGCUAAACGCCCGCCCGUGGCGCGAGUCCGCGCAGGACUACAACGCGCCGAACGUGCUAUUCGAGCAGAGCGGGAGGACGGGGACGUCCGGGACAUCCGGCGGCGCGAGCCGGAGCCGGACCGGCCCGCAGACUUUUAGCCUGGUGCAGACGGGAACGCAGAGGAAGGACCAUAUGGGGCUGGGCUCGUAUCAGCCGUCAACCCAGACCGCCACGGGCGUGAACGUGAGCGUGAAGACGGAGUCGUUCCUCGACAUUACGCCUGCCCCUCACCCAUACGGCGUAGGCGUGGACAGCAAGAACGGCCAUGGAGAGGAGCAGUACGUCGUCGCGAUGCCGCGGUACGAGCGCGACCAGCAUGCGCAUUCUCCGGUGUAA
This is a messenger RNA of Mycena indigotica, 1203 nucleotides long. RefSeq lists its product as uncharacterized. The transcript has 10 exons. Lineage: Eukaryota; Fungi; Basidiomycota; Agaricomycetes; Agaricales; Mycenaceae. The record is from RefSeq and is a predicted model, not a curated record. The coding region runs from base 1 to 1203 and encodes 400 amino acids.